GGCGGCGGCCGGGCACACACAGAGUUAAUCCUUGGAGGCUGCUGGUUGCAAGCUCCCUGGCUGCUCACAUCUGGCCCGGGUUGCUCUUGCGCGUUCCUCCCGCUCUCUCCGGCUCUUCCUUUACUUUCGAGAAACCGCGUUUCCGCUUUUGGCCAAAGAGACCUUGGAGCGGCCGGGGAGAGAGAGGCGCAGGACGGGCCGGCACCGCCUGCCUCCCGCCCGGUCUUGGCGCCCUCUUCCAGGGGGAUUUUUCCUCUCUUUUUUGUCCCUGCUCCUUGAACAAGUCUGUGCUUCCCCUGCCCUGGCCAGGAGGAGGCUGAGCCCCGGGAGAUGCUCUAGGGGGCAGCUCGGGGAGAGGCCGCGGAGCUGGACCGAGGGCGCGGCGGGAAGAUGGGCCCGCGAGGACCGGGCCUCGUGCUGAGCGCCUGCCUGCUGCUGGCCGCGUGCGGCCCGGCGCUGGGCCGGGGGCCGCGGGGCGCGCAGGAGCCGCAGGAGCCGGAGGGGACCCGGGAGCCGCCGCCUCGGGACGCGGACGACAGGGAUGAAGAACAAGAAAAAUACAGGGCUGGCGGGGGCCAGGACCCCCCCACCCCCCAGUGCUUUCGCUGCUGUGACCCCUCAGCCCCCAUGUACCAGGCGAUCCCAGCGCCCCAGAUCAACAUCACCAUCCUGAAAGGUGAGAAGGGAGACCGGGGCGACCGGGGCCUCCAGGGGAAAUACGGGAAGACGGGCUCGGCGGGCCCCCGGGGCCACAUCGGGCCCAAGGGGCAGAAGGGGUCCGUGGGGGCCCCCGGGGACCGGUGCAAGAACCACUACGCGGCCUUCUCGGUGGGCCGCCGGAAGCCGCUGCACAGCAGCGAGUACUACCAGACGGUGGUGUUCGACACGGAGUUCGUGAACCUGUACGGCCACUUCAACAUGUUCACCGGCAAGUUCUACUGCUACGUGCCCGGCGUCUACUUCUUCAGCCUCAACGUGCACACCUGGAACCAGAAGGAGACCUACCUGCACGUGAUGAGGAACACGGAGGAGGUGGUGAUCCUGUACGCCCAGGCCAGCGACCGGAGCAUCAUGCAGAGCCAGAGCCUGAUGCUGGAGCUGCGGGAGCAGGACGAGGUGUGGGUGCGGCUCUUCAAGGGCGAGCGCGAGAAUGCCAUCUUCAGCGACGAGUUCGACACCUACAUCACCUUCAGCGGCUACCUGGUCAAGCACGCGGCCGAGCCCUAGCGCCCGCCGCCCCGCCCCCACGUGCGCCGCAGGGCCCCCGGCCCGGCUUCCCCUGCUCUGCUUUCCCGGCUUUGGCAUUCAGCAGGCGCCCUUCCAGGGGAGCGGGGCGCUGUGGCCUCAUGGCCUCGUGGUCGCGCACUGGCCGCACACCGCCGGCAGGAGCAGGGCGUCCCUGGGGGUGCCACCCACCCCGUCCCUCUCGCAGAUGCCAAAGGUCUUGGAAGAUGCCCGUGAACCUCGGAGGACAAAGCCGGGCGCCGCUCAGGGAGAGCCCUUGGGCUGGAGGCUGCUGGGCCUCUGCUCCCAGGAGAGCCCCGGGCCGCGGGGGCCCCACGGGGGGGGCUGGGCCUGGGGUGCAGGAAGCCACAUGGGCUUCGUUCCUUCAGGCUACGCGCGAAGCUUCUCCGGGGUCCCUGCGGCCUCGCCCCAGGCGCCGCUGGUCGGUCUGAGCCUCCGCAGGGAGGGGCUUGGUGCUGGGGCAGCACCUGUCGCGGGGGGUGGGGAGGGGAGGCCACGGCGCCUGUCAUGGGCCUGGGCUAACAGCAGCUGGCUCUCUCCAGCCCACCUGCUCCUGACCUCAGGGAACCCCAUCCCGCAGGCGAGGUGGUGAGGAGUAAGCUCCGAGUGCGAGGAGCUGCUCCCCGGGCCGGGCCUCUGCCAGCACUCACACACGGUGCUGUUCCCCCCGCGGUGGGCACUGGGGUUGGAUUCUGUUCCCAUCAGCCCAUGCACGCCAUCCCCGAGCCCUCAGUGCGGGAGGGACCCCAGAGCAGGGAGAGCUGGAAGGAACCGCAACGGGUGCCCUGGGCCUGUUUCUGGGGCUCCUGUGGGGUCAGCCCUGAGACCAUGUGGCAGAGGACACAGCCCCUCCACCCCUGGGCUCAGGGCUCACUCUGCCGAGGCAGGAGCUCGCGCCUUUGCUGGGUCUCCUGGGCAGGCAGCUGUGAGCUCGGGUGCUUGGCUCUCGCUGCUUCAGGGUCGAGUUCGCUGAUGUCCAGGCCCGGGCCCGCUUGGAGGCCACGUGGGCCUUCCUCCCCGCGUCCUGCUGGCCCUUGGUCUUGACCCCGCCUCCUCCCUGUGGGGUCCGGUCACCCCUCGGGAGGGCUUCUGCUUGUCCCCCGUCACAGGCGCGUUGCGGGGGGCAGAGCGCCACCUGCCCCCGUGCUCCCCAGCACUCUUUCCAGAAACCAAUAAACCCGGGAUUGUGUUUUCCUGCACA
Molecule: messenger RNA, 2446 nt
Organism: Lepus europaeus (European hare)
Lineage: Eukaryota; Metazoa; Chordata; Mammalia; Lagomorpha; Leporidae
Gene: C1QTNF1
Product: C1q and TNF related 1
Exons: 4
Coding region: 391-1227 (278 amino acids)
Molecular function (GO): protein binding
Source: RefSeq, a predicted model, not a curated record